CAUAAAGUCUUGGUUCGUCGUCCGAGCUUGCACCAAUCAAGGCAUCAAUGGAUUCCUAGUUCUCGAAGGUCUCAAAUGACCUAAGCUUUAGGGCUGUUGGGCUUCAAAAACGGGCUUGCAGCCACUCCAGGGCUUGCUGGACAAUGCUCGCUUUUAUCGCCUGGCCCUUUUGUAAGCCAGCCAUCGACACCCAUCGACACCCACAAAGACGCCGACGCCUCCUCGGAGCUGUGUAACCAAGCCAAGACGUUGCUUGCCGAUCCUACCGAGCAGCCAAACACGAUGGGGGACGCAAGCGAGGGCUUCUUCACUCCCCCACCUCCGCCUAAGUCGGCAUCCCCGCCCCGCAUCCUCAUCGUCGGCGCUGGCUCGAGGGGCCAAACCUACGCCCGCUCCGUCACGAGCGUGACCAACGGCGUCGUGGUCGCCGUCGCCGAGCCGGACCCCUACCGCCGCGGCCUGGUCGGCAAGGAGUGCAUCGCCGGCUGGGGCGGGCCCGACGGCGCCUACCCGCCGCCCAAGGGCUCCUCGUUCGCCAACUGGCGCGAGUUUGUGGCCUGGGAGCGCGCUCGCCGGGAGCGGGCAGCCGCGGCGAGCGGCAAUGGCCACGUGCCUGAGGGCAUCGAUGCCGCCUUCGUCUGCGUCCAGGACGAGAUGCACCGCGAGGUCGUGCUCGGGCUCGCGGAGCUGGGUGGCAUCCACAUCAUGUGCGAGAAGCCGCUGGCGACGCGGCUGGCCGACUGCGUCGAGAUGUACCGCGCCCUGCGGCGGAGCAACGCGCCCGGUGCCGGGCAGCAGCAGCAGCGCGGCCUCGUCUUCUCCAUCGGCCACGUCAUGCGCUACAGCCCGCACAACAUGGAGCUGCGCAGGCUGCUCCUGCAGGACCGCGUCGUGGGCGAGAUCCUCGACGUCGUGCACACGGAGCCCAUUGGCCACUGGCACUUUGCGCACAGCUACGUGCGCGGCAACUGGCGCCGCGAGGACACGUCGGCCCCGAGCCUGCUGGCAAAGUGCUGCCACGACGUCGACCUGCUGCUGUGGCUGCUGUGCUCGCCGCCCACGUGCGCGGCUCCUACUACCGAGGGGCAGCCCGGACCGCACAUCCCCUCCACAGUCUCGAGCUCCGGGUCGCUGAAGCUCUUCAAGCAGAGCCGGAAGCCGCGCGAGGCCGGGGCCGCCACCAACUGCCUCUCGUGCCCGAUCGAGAGCUCGUGCCAGUUCUCGGCCAAGCGCAUCUACGUCGACGGCAACGACGGGGACGCGAUGAGGAGUCUCGACUCGAGCAACAGGGACUGGCCGGUCGACGUCGUCCUCCCGGACAUUGAGAGCUACGGCGAUAAGGCACAGGCCAGAGCGGCGCUGCUGGCCGAGCUGGCCAAGGACUACGGAUCCAACGCGCCCGACAGCGCGGUGCGGGCGCGGAACUGGUUCGGCCGCUGCGUCUGGGAAAGUGACAACGACGUGUGCGACUCGCAGGUGGUGACAAUAACGUGGGACGAGGAGCAGGUGGCUUCCCCCGGCGGCGGCGGCGACAGCGGCAGCAGCCCGGGCCGCGGCGCCAAGACGGCGACGCUGCACAUGGUGGCGCAGACCAAGAAGAUCUGCCAGCGCUACACGCACGUCUACGGCGAGCACGGCGAGGUGUACGCCGACUCGGCCACCAUCACGGUCGAGGACUUCCGCACCGGCCGCACCACGGUGCACCGGCCCCGGCUCGAGAGCCUCGGGCACGGCGGCGGCGACAACGGCCUGGCGCGCCAGUUUGUCCUCGCCGUCGACCGGGUCAAGAACCACGGCUGGGACGCGGACCGGGCCCAGCGCGAGCACGUCGGCUGCACGCUCGACGACGUCCUGCGCAGCCACGCCGUCGUCUUUUGCGCCGAGGACGCGCGCAAGGGCCGCGCCGUCGUCGACUUUGGGCGCUGGUGGCGGGACGAGGUCGAGGCGGGGCUGGCGGCCGAGUGAGGGGAGAGGGUUGGGCGUUGCGUCUGUCCAUCACUACAUGUGCAUGAUCUAUCUGCCUACACAUACAUACAGUCAAGGUACCUGGCAAGCAUUGUAGCAAGGGCAUUUGGCCUCACUGAAUUGAUGUACCCCUCCCUUCAUCCACAUGUGUCACUUCUUCGCCAAGGUGAAGAUAGAAAGGACAUGGUGUUCACACAAUUACAUCUGGCUCGCAAUGCACCAAGUAACCCCAGCAGCUGUCGUUUCAUCAUGACC
Messenger RNA from Gaeumannomyces tritici R3-111a-1, 2220 nucleotides. RefSeq lists its product as hypothetical. The record is from RefSeq and is a predicted model, not a curated record. The coding region runs from base 283 to 1965 and encodes 560 amino acids. Gene Ontology annotation, molecular function: nucleotide binding. The transcript has a single exon. Lineage: Eukaryota; Fungi; Ascomycota; Sordariomycetes; Magnaporthales; Magnaporthaceae.